Scleropages formosus (Asian bonytongue) is the source of this 1474-nucleotide messenger RNA. Its product is annotated as tubulin beta-4B chain-like. The record is from RefSeq and is a predicted model, not a curated record. Gene Ontology annotation, biological process: microtubule-based process. Gene Ontology annotation, molecular function: structural constituent of cytoskeleton; GTP binding; GTPase activity. The transcript has 4 exons. Gene Ontology annotation, cellular component: microtubule. NCBI's taxonomy places the organism in Eukaryota, Metazoa, Chordata, Actinopteri, Osteoglossiformes, Osteoglossidae. Bases 120 to 1454 code for a protein of 444 amino acids.
CUGCACCGCAGCAUCAGGCGAGCGCUAUCGGCGCGCGCCAGCGAAACGAUCGCCGUCUCGUUCGACGAGAUCCGUUACAUUCCAUCCGCGAGCCCCUUGAGUCAGCAGCAGCAGUCAUCAUGCGCGAGAUCGUGCAUCUUCAGGCCGGACAGUGCGGCAACCAAAUCGGGGCGAAGUUCUGGGAAGUCAUCAGCGAUGAGCACGGCAUUGACCCCACAGGCACGUACCACGGUGACAGUGACCUGCAGCUGGAGAGGAUCAGCGUUUACUACAACGAGGCUACAGGGGGAAAGUAUGUUCCCCGGGCGAUCCUCGUAGACCUCGAACCUGGCACCAUGGACUCUGUACGAUCCGGGCCAUUUGGGCAGAUCUUCAGGCCUGACAAUUACGUGUUUGGCCAGAGCGGUGCUGGCAACAACUGGGCCAAGGGGCACUACACAGAAGGCGCAGAGCUUGUGGACUCAGUGCUAGAUGUGGUACGCAAGGAGUCGGAGAGCUGCGAUUGUCUUCAGGGCUUCCAGCUGACGCACUCACUGGGCGGCGGCACCGGGUCCGGCAUGGGCACCCUGCUCAUCAGCAAGAUCCGCGAGGAGUACCCUGAUCGCAUCAUGAACACCUUUAGCGUGGUGCCCUCGCCCAAGGUGUCCGACACGGUCGUGGAGCCCUACAACGCCACUCUCUCUGUGCACCAGCUUGUGGAGAACACGGACGAGACCUACUGCAUCGACAACGAGGCACUCUACGACAUCUGCUUCCGUACCCUCAAGCUGACCACGCCCACCUAUGGGGACCUCAACCACCUGGUGUCGGCCACCAUGAGCGGCGUCACCACCUGCCUGCGCUUUCCUGGUCAGCUCAACGCUGACCUCCGCAAACUGGCAGUCAACAUGGUGCCCUUCCCCCGCCUACACUUCUUCAUGCCCGGCUUCGCCCCCCUCACCAGCAGGGGAAGCCAGCAGUACCGCUCCCUCUCGGUGCCCGAGCUCACCCAGCAGAUGUUUGAUGCCAAGAACAUGAUGGCGGCAUGCGAUCCGCGCCACGGCCGCUAUCUCACCGUAGCCGCUGUCUUCCGCGGCCGCAUGUCCAUGAAGGAGGUGGAUGAGCAGAUGCUGAACGUUCAGAACAAGAACAGCAGCUAUUUCGUCGAGUGGAUCCCUAAUAAUGUGAAGACGGCCGUGUGCGACAUCCCGCCGCGUGGCCUCAAGAUGGCUGCUACCUUCAUCGGAAACAGCACGGCCAUCCAGGAGCUCUUCAAGCGCAUCUCUGAGCAGUUCACGGCCAUGUUCCGCCGCAAGGCCUUCCUGCACUGGUACACGGGAGAAGGUAUGGACGAGAUGGAGUUCACCGAGGCUGAGAGCAACAUGAACGACCUGGUGUCCGAGUACCAGCAGUACCAGGACGCUACGGCCGAGGAGGGCGAGUUCGAAGAGGAGGGAGAAGAGGAGGUUGCCUGAGCCACGCCCACCACCCACCC